AAUAGCAACAACAACAGCAACCGAGACAGCGGCGCAGCCUCGCCCGAGAUCCCGCUCACGCUGAGCGCGUCGGUGGUGCUGGCCGACCUGCCGCGAGACGCCACGGCGGCGCUGGCCAGCGCGGGCGGGUUCCCGGCGACGAGCAAAGUGGUGGUCAAGUUCAAGGCCGUGGGGUCGGCGCCGGCGCUGCAGCAGGACGUGUGCAAGAUUUCGGCGGCGCGCAAGUUUGAGGAGGUGGUGCGCUAUCUGCGGCGGAAGCUGCGGUGCAAGGACACGGACAGCGUGUUUCUGUAUGUGAAUAGUGCGUUUGCGCCGUCGUUGGAUGAGGUGGUGGGGAAUUUGCACCAGUGCUUCAAAAAUGCUCAUGAUCAACUGGUUGUGGCCUAUUCUAUAACUCCGGCGUUUGGAUGAGAAAACCAAACAGCCUCUCGCUAUUUACUGCCCAACAUGGUGGUAUAUCUGUCUUCUAUAUCAUCAUCAUUACCAUCUCCUUUUCAUUCCCCCCAUUCGCUGGGAAACAUUGUUAUUAGAAUCCACCAUUAUGCCCACGCAUAUACACAUGUACACAUACCAAGAACACAAUCUAUAUACUGGCUGAAAGAACAUCCGUGAAGCCAAAACAAGUAAAGCAAAGAACGCCGCUGCUUUAUGCUCUCGACAUACCCCCCACCCCCAUUAUUUUCUCAUUACUCUCUUUCUUCUCUUCCUUACAAGUCCUUUGCGGCUUUGGCAAAUGACUCGAAUUCUUCGGCAGGCAUUGGGUAAGUGUGCUCUGGAGCUGGGAACUGCUUGCUCUUGACCUCGUCCCGGUAAGCCACGACGGCUCUGGCAGAUUCGCUCCAGAUGUCGCCGUAUUUCUUGACAAACUUGGGCAUGAAUCUACCCGGAGGAAAGUUGCCAGUCAGGUCGAUCUGAACAAGCACCUGACCGGAACAGCCAUUGCCAGCGCCAAUACCGAUGGUGGGGAUGGAUAGUUUUUGGGUAAUCAGGGUGGCAACUUCAGCGGGCACAGCCUCUAGAACAACAGCAAAGGCUCCGGCUGCCUGAACAGCGAGGGCAUCUUCCAAAAUGCUCAUGGCUCCUGCAGAGGUCUUGCCUUGAACACGGAAUCCUCCGAGAGCAUUUUGGCGUUGGGGUGUGAGACCAAUGUGAGCAAGAACCGGGAUG
Trichoderma atroviride IMI 206040 is the source of this 1167-nucleotide messenger RNA. RefSeq lists its product as uncharacterized. The record is from RefSeq and is a predicted model, not a curated record. Lineage: Eukaryota; Fungi; Ascomycota; Sordariomycetes; Hypocreales; Hypocreaceae. Gene Ontology annotation, cellular component: Atg12-Atg5-Atg16 complex; cytoplasm; phagophore assembly site membrane. Gene Ontology annotation, biological process: autophagy of mitochondrion; autophagosome assembly; C-terminal protein lipidation.